Messenger RNA from Hyposmocoma kahamanoa, 1200 nucleotides. RefSeq lists its product as uncharacterized. The transcript is spliced from 9 exons. Lineage: Eukaryota; Metazoa; Arthropoda; Insecta; Lepidoptera; Cosmopterigidae. The coding region runs from base 1 to 1200 and encodes 399 amino acids. Gene Ontology annotation, biological process: sensory perception of taste. The record is from RefSeq and is a predicted model, not a curated record. Gene Ontology annotation, cellular component: dendrite; neuronal cell body; membrane.
AUGAAUAUAUUUGUAAAUUCACACCCUGAUCCAAAUUUGGACGAUGAAAAAGAGUUGCAAGACAGCAAAUCAUUUCCAAUUAAACGAUCUCGUGCAGAAUGCUCGGUCGACAGAUCACUAGCGCUAACUCUAUACGUAUCAAGAUUUUUUGGAGUCGCCCCGGUGUCUUUCAAGAAGAAACGCAACUCUAUAUUUGUCAGUGUAUCACCGGCGAUGUACGCCUUUAGCUGUUUCCUUCUGCUUGCUCUUCAUGCUAGUAUUAUAUCAGGUCUAGUCUUAGACCUGAAUGUAGCUUCACACCGAACUGUUCGCGUACGAUCAGCAACUUCUUCUCUAGCGUGGCUCACAGAACUGGUGGUAGUAACCGUUUUGAUUACUUUUGCCGUCUACUACGGGCCGAAACGGGUGAAUUUGAAUGUGGUUUGCCUGUACUUGUGCUUCUACUUGGAGUUCAUGGCGACGUUUCCCCUGGAACUGCAGUUCAUGGACAUCGUGAUGAAAAUCGUAUCUGCUCAAAAAGCUAUCAACAAUGCUUUGGCGGAGUUCGUCUGUCAAAUUGACUCACGAGAAAAGUACAACGUAAAAGUUGUUAACUUUGAUUAUCUACUCGACAAAGCAAAUGUUGAUGAAGCUGACAAUAGCUCCAAAAAUACUACGAAGUAUGUUAAAGAAUCAGCUUCUCAAAUAUCGAAGAAAGAUACAAAAUUGUUUCGCUAUCUCAUUGUGUCCUAUGGUGCCAUAUGCGACGUGGUGAGACAGAUAAACGAUUCCAAUGCGAUCCUUCUUGUUGUACUGCUUUUAUCCUUCUUUCUACACUUAAUUGUGUCACCUUACUACUUAAUAUCUUUUUGGGUUAGCACAAAACACUGGGUGGUCAGUGCCAAGCUUCAGAUAGGUAUGUGUAUAUUCCACACCUUCAACAUGAUGAUCAUCAUUGAACCAGCACACCGGUGCACUGAAGAGAUGGAAAACACCAAAAUUUUAUUAAGCCAACUGACGCGCAGAGUUACGCGACCUGGUGAACCUCUUUUUCAUGAACUGGACCUAUUUCACAAGCAGAUCGUACUCAACGCUGCUUCUUUCACACCAAUGGGAAUUUGCUCUCUUAAGCGAUCCAUUAUUACCACGAUUUUCGGUGGUGUCACCACGUAUCUGGUGAUAAUUUUACAAUUUAGAGCGUUGGACCAACAAAAUUGGUAG